AAAUGAUUUAGAUGAUCGAAAAUGCAGACGAAACAGCUGUAAUGACGCGUUGACUAGGUCUCAAUUUCCAAAUUACAUCAUCUACUUGUCUGAUUGAUCUCGACUGCAAAUUCUGCAAUCUCUUCUCCGCGGCAAUGGCGAUUCUGUCCAGAAGGAUCGUAUUCCUUUUCUUCGUUAUCUUCCUAUCAUCCUCAAUCUCGUCUCUCUCUUUCUCCCCCGCCGACGAGUACCUCGUCAACUGCGGCUCCAACGUUGACUCCACCGUGGAUAACCGCCGGUUCGUCUCCGACGCGUCGAAAGUGAAGUUCUUCUCAUCGGAAGGAUCAGUCUCCCUCCAAGGAGAAGAUCUAGCUCCGAACGUCCCUCAGAUCUACCGGACCGCUAGGGUAUUCGCCCGACAGGAAAAGUACGAGUUCCGUGUCCGCGAGAAAGGGACUCACAUGGUACGUCUUCAUUUCAAUAGGCUCUCUUCCUCUACAAUCGAUCUGAACGACGCUGAGUUUCACGUCACCGUUAACGGUCACGUCGUGCUUAGAAAUUUUAACGGCAAUGACGAUGACUCGUCGUCUAAAGUUAGGGAAUUUCUGAUUUGGGUAGAUGUUGGAGAGGUUGUGCUCAGGUUUGUUCCUAGUAAAGAUUCGAAAUUAGCGUUCGUUAACGCUAUAGAAGUUAUAUCUGCGCCUAAGGAUUUGAUUGCUGACGUUGCAACCUCUGUAUCUCGUGAUGGAACUGGCAAGUUGAAUGGUUUAGGUAAACAAGCCAUGGAAGUUGUGUACAGGAUCAAUGUUGGUGGUAGAAAGGUUACUCCUUUCAAUGACACCUUGUGGAGAACUUGGCUCCCUGAUGAUGACUUGUUCAAAACCGUUGAUGCGUCUUCUCACAAAGCUUACUUCACCGGUAGGAUUAAGUAUAGGCCCGGAGGUGCGAGUCGGGAAGUUGGUCCUGAUAACGUCUACAACACUGCCCGUGUGGGCAAUGUUAUGAGUUGGGACUUCCCCGUGAGCACGGGUUACAAAUAUCUGAUCCGGAUGCAUUUCUGUGACAUAGCUAGUAAAUCACUCGGUAUGCUCUAUUUCAACGUUUACAUCAACCGGAACUUGGCUUUUCAAGAUUUCGAUAUCUCUGACUCUACUGGUUACGUCCUUGCUUCCCCUUAUUACAUGGAUUUCGUGGUGGAUCUUACUGCUGAUUCCAACAACCCUUUAGGAUCAUCGAUUACAGUAAGUGUGGGACCAUCAAACAAGACCAGUGUUGAUGAGCAUGGGGUGGAUGCGAUGUUGAACGGUGUUGAGAUCAUGAAGAUGAAUAACUCGAUGGGGAGUCUUGAUGGGUUUGUUACCACAGAUAUGAUUCUCACUUCUUGCCCAAAUAGAAGAAACCUGAGCAUAUUCAUCGCAAUGAUGGCGUUUAUGUGUAUAUUCAUGAGCUUUUACGUUGUGGUUCAGAGGAAGAAAGUCAGAGAUGACAUUAGCUGGACCAAGCUGCCCAUGGACGUCCGUCAAGAUAAUCUCAAGUCUGGGAAUCAAUUUGCAGCAAGAAAGCCUUGAUGAUAAAUGCUUUUUGCCUGUUGGGUACACACAAACUUCUUCCUCGAGUAUUUUCCUACUUUGAUACGACUUUCUUUUUCUUUUGUGAUGUUUCUCAAGGGCGUUAAUGAUGUAUUGUACUUUUUGUUUUAUGUAUUUGUAUCUGUGUAUAUUUUACUCUCCGGUCCAUAUCAAAAUAUGUAUGUUGUUCACGAAAUAUGUUCUACUGUCUGUUCAUGUUAUUAUAUUUGA
Brassica oleracea var. oleracea is the source of this 1778-nucleotide messenger RNA. RefSeq names its product probable receptor-like protein kinase At5g24010. The coding region runs from base 135 to 1547 and encodes 470 amino acids. Gene Ontology annotation, molecular function: protein kinase activity. Lineage: Eukaryota; Viridiplantae; Streptophyta; Magnoliopsida; Brassicales; Brassicaceae. The record is from RefSeq and is a predicted model, not a curated record. The transcript has a single exon.